AUGGCCAUGGCCUGCAAGAAUGUGCUAUCACAAUUCUUCUACGAAGGCAUCCUAAAAUCUGAGUUCGAUUCUCAGUGCGAGCAAAUCAGCACAUACGCACUGGAUAGUCUUCACAGCUAUCCAAUCUCGAAUGUCCUCAAUAACCAUUAG
Molecule: messenger RNA, 150 nt
Organism: Sphaerulina musiva SO2202
Lineage: Eukaryota; Fungi; Ascomycota; Dothideomycetes; Mycosphaerellales; Mycosphaerellaceae
Exons: 2
Coding region: 1-150 (49 amino acids)
Source: RefSeq, a predicted model, not a curated record